AGGGAUCCCUCAGAACAGCUGAGGAACCACGCCACUGAACAACACUCUACUGAGGAUCAAUAUACACACAUUUAAUCAGGUAUCAUGACCCUACAGAGUAAUGACGCCCAUCAUCCGUCAUACGAUUCGUGAUCUCAUCCUUAUUAGUACGAACCGAUUGCCCGUUUUGGAAGAAACAUUUCUGACAACGCUAUUGAGAUAUUCAAUCAGUAAAGCCGUUCUGACUAUGCAGGCAUUCACUCAAGGCUGUCUCUCUGAUAUAUGUACAAAGCCGGAGAUUCCGUGGGCUACCUCAUGUAUAUGACGAGGCGACACCAGUCAUUAGUGCAACACGAGGCGGGUCAGUCAAUCUGUAAGACUGUUUGGUAGUGUUAGGUGCCUUCCUGAUACCAAAUCGGUUGCUCAGUGUCAAUCCGUGAGAUAUCGGCAUUGGCCAACGGAGAUACGAGAGCAGCAAGACUUCUAGUUCUUAUAUUUCUGUCAGUAUUUUUAGUGUAUCAGGAGUAGCAUUUUAUUAUUCUUCUAUUGAG
Messenger RNA from Truncatella angustata, 530 nucleotides. RefSeq lists its product as uncharacterized. NCBI's taxonomy places the organism in Eukaryota, Fungi, Ascomycota, Sordariomycetes, Amphisphaeriales, Sporocadaceae. The transcript has a single exon. The coding region runs from base 101 to 304 and encodes 67 amino acids. The record is from RefSeq and is a predicted model, not a curated record.